This is a messenger RNA of Trichoplusia ni (cabbage looper), 951 nucleotides long. RefSeq lists its product as uncharacterized. The record is from RefSeq and is a predicted model, not a curated record. Bases 1 to 951 code for a protein of 316 amino acids. Lineage: Eukaryota; Metazoa; Arthropoda; Insecta; Lepidoptera; Noctuidae. The transcript has a single exon.
AUGUCGACAGCAAAAAAAACUCAAGAAGUGAAAACUAAGAAACCGAUUAGACAGACAAGACUUGAAAGAACUACAAACCGAAAGGCUUCUCCACCUAAAAUUACUAUGAAUAAGGAUAUUGAAACCUGCAGCAAAUUGUCACCGAAUAGUCAAAAUUCUGACAGCGACACUGAGGAUGUAUUACCAAAUAUUGGCAGCAGUUCUCUUAGAGCAAUCAUCAGGGAUGAAAUAAAUCGUGCCAUUAAAGACUCAAUAACUGUUCUUGUAAAUGAACAAUGUGCGAGAAUCAACGACAUUGUGGCUGAAUUUAAAGUGUCCCUGUCUUUUUUCAACACAAAAUUUGAGGAAAUGAAGAAAACUAUCGAAGUAAAGUCCGCGGAAAUACUAAAAUUACAAAAUGAUUCUGCUGGGCUUCAAAAGUCUCUUACUGAAGUUACUAAGCGCAUGAAUAUACUGGAACAGCACGCACGCUCCAACAAUAUUGAAAUACAAUGUGUGCCUGAACAUCGCACAGAGAACGUUGUGAACACCGUGCUCCAACUCGGAAAAAUUAUAAAAUGCGAAGUCAAAGACACCGAUAUCCAGCUAUGCACAAGGACUGCAAAGAGGGAUACUCAGAACGUGAGACCAAGGUCGAUCCUCGUCAAAUUCAAUAAUCCACGAAUGAGAGAUUCCUUCCUAGCGGCAAGCAUUGAAUUUAAUAAGAAUAACUCGAAAGCAAAACUCAACACCUCACACCUUGGUAUAGCUGUUGACAAACCAGAACCAAUUUACGUCGUCGAACACUUGUCCCCGGAAAAUAAGGCACUUCAUGCAGCGACACGUAUUAGGGCUAAAGAACUGUGUUACAAGUUCGUAUGGGUUCGCUAUGGAAAAGUGUUUAUAAAAAAGGAUGAAACUUCUGAAACUGUACUGAUUAGUGGCACUGAUAAACUUAGUUCACUUGUUUAA